CCCCUGACCCUGCACUCAAUAUAUUUGGUCUCCCCGGACCCUGCAUUCACUACAUCUGGUCUCCCCGGACCCUGCACUCACUACAUCUGGUCUCCCCGGACCCUGCAUUCACUACAUCUGGUCUCCCCGGACCCUGCAUUCACUACAUCUGGUCUCCCCGGACCCUGCAUUCACUACAUCUGGUCUCCCCGGACCCUGAAUUCACUACAUCUGGUCUCCCAGGACCCCGCAUUCACUAUAUCCGGUCUCCCUGGACCCUGCAUUCACUAUAUCCAGUCUACCCAGACUCUGCAUUCACUAUACCUGGUCUCCCCGGACCCUGCAUUCACUACAUCUGGUCUCCCCGGAUCAUGCAUUCACUAUAUCUGGUCUUCCUGGAUCAUGCAUUCACUAUAUCUGGUCUCCCCGGACCCUGCAUUCACUAUAUCUGGUCUCCCCAGACCCUGCAUUCAUUAUAUCUGGUCUCUCACAGACCAUGCAUUCACUAUAUCUGGUCUCCCCGGACCCUGCAUUCACUAUAUCUGGUCUCCCCGGACCCUGCAUUCACUAUAUCUGGUCUCCCCGGACCCUGCAUUCACUAUAUCUGGUCUCCCCGGACCCUGCAUUCACUAUAUCUGGUCUCCCCGGACCCUGCAUUCACUAUAUCUGGUCUCCCCGGACCCUGCAUUCACUAUAUCUGGUCUCCCCGGACCGUGCAUUCACUAUAUCUGGUCUUCCCGGACCCUGCAUUCACUAUAUCUGGUCUCCCCGGACCCUGCACUCACUAUAUCUGGUCUCCCCGGACCCUGCAUUCACUAUAUCUGGUCUUCCCGGACCCUGCAUUCACUAUAUCUGGUCUCCCCGGACCCUGCAUUCAUUAUAUCUGGUCUCCCCGGACCCUGCAUUCACUAUAUCUGGUCUCCCCAGACCCUGCAUUCACUACAUCUGGUCUUCCAGGACCCUGCAUUCACUAUAUCUGGUCUCCCCAGACCCUGCAUUCACUAUAUAUGGUCUCUCACAAUACACACAACAUGGAAAUUCAAUUAUUUUAGUAAAUCUAAAAUGCUAAACACCUUUUCUCAUCAGCAGUUAGAGCAGUCUUGU
This is a messenger RNA of Staurois parvus, 1083 nucleotides long. NCBI's taxonomy places the organism in Eukaryota, Metazoa, Chordata, Amphibia, Anura, Ranidae. The record is from the annotation of a GenBank genome assembly.